UUGGACGCUCCAUGUGUCCGUAAUUUUCGAUCCACCCACGGGAGCAGGCAGAGAAACAACAACAUUAAAGACCCUGGCCAAAUCAACAAUAACAACUCUCGGCUGUAAAAACUACUUUGUGACAUUCGCUAAAGCUUCUGUUCUGGCCAAAAAGAUCCUCGCAAAAAGUGCUGAAAAGUGAAGAAAACCAAAAAGCAAAAAACAAAAUUCUUAAUUGUCUGGAGGAAGAUCCGAAGUGCCACCGAAAUGGGGCAGAGCAGCAAGUCCGGAGCUGGCGGAGGUGGAGGCGGAGGAGUGGUCUGUCCCUCGACGGCGAUCAGUGGCUGUGCCUCCGGAACGGCUCUAAUCCAACUGGAUGCAUCUGGCCAAGGCGCCGGUGGAGCAGGUGAAUCGGAACAUGAACGUGGCACUUGGACGGGUCGAUUCGAUUUCCUGCUGUCACUAUUGGGUUAUUCAGUGGGCCUGGGAAAUGUGUGGCGUUUUCCCUACCUGUGCUACAAUAAUGGAGGAGGAGCCUUCCUGAUCCCCUUCACCAUAAUGCUGGUGAUUGCCGGACUUCCGCUGAUGUUUAUGGAACUUUCAUUUGGCCAGUACGCUGCCUUGGGGCCUGUGGCAGUGUAUCGCAGAUUUUGCCCGCUCUUCCGAGGACUGGGAACCGGCAUGAUCCUUGUAUCCGCCAUAGUGAUGCUCUACUACAACCUGAUCAUUGCCUGGACCAUCUUCUACAUGUUCGCCUCGUUUGCCCCGGUGCUUCCUUGGCAGAAUUGCGAACCAGCUUGGAGCACGAAGUAUUGCUUCUCCUACGCCCAGGCGGAUCAGUGCGAGGCCACCAACGGCACCUACUAUCUGCGCACCUGCCACAAUGCCACCUCCGCGGCGGAGAACAAUAUCACGGCUCUGGCCCUAGUUGCCCUGAAGCGACCACCAGCUGAGGAGUACUUCAACAACUUUGUGCUGGGACUGUCCAAGGGCAUCGAGGAGACUGGCAGCAUUAAGCUGUCACUGGCCGCCUGCCUCUUCCUGGCCUGGGCGAUUGUGUUCCUCUGCCUGUGCAAGGGGGUUCAGUCCUCCGGCAAGGUGGUCUACUUCACGGCCCUGUUUCCCUACGUUGUCCUGGUAAUACUCUUUGUCCGGGGUGUCACCCUGCCGGGUGCCAGCACGGGCAUUAUCUUCUACCUAACGCCCGACUGGAAGCAGCUGGCCAAUGCCCAGGUUUGGGGCGACGCUGCGGUUCAGAUAUUCUUCGCAUUGAGCCCGGCUUGGGGAGGUUUAAUCACACUCUCAUCCUACAACAAAUUCUCCAACAAUUGCUACAAGGACUCACUGAUCGUGGCCUUCUGCAAUAUAGCCACCUCGUUCUUUGCCGGCCUGGUGAUCUUCUCCAUCAUUGGCUUCCUGGCUCACGAGCUAAACGUGGAUGUGGAGAAGGUUGUGGACCAGGGUGCUGGACUGGCCUUCAUCGUCUAUCCAGAGGUGGUAACCCGAUUGCCAAUCUCGCCCGUGUGGGCGGUGUUGUUCUUCGUGAUGCUCUUGACCCUGGGACUGGACUCACAGUUUGCUCUGAUGGAGACCGUGACCACUGCCAUUUUGGAUAGGUUCCCCAACCUGAGGCAGUACAAGAUCUGGGUGGUCCUGUCGGUGGCCAUUUUCGGUUACAUCGGUGGCCUGGGCUUCACCACAAAUAGCGGAAUGUACUGGCUGCAACUGAUGGACAAAUAUGCAGCCAACUGGUCGGUUCUUCUUAUUGCCAUCUCUGAAUGCAUUCUGAUCGCCUGGAUCUAUGGAUCCCAGAGGUUCCUUAACGACAUUCAGGGCAUGAUUGGCAAGCGAUCCUGGUUCUGGAACUUUUUCUGGGGCAUAAUGUGGCGUUAUAUCACCCCAGCUACCCUCUUGUUUAUUCUGUUCUUCAACUGGGUGGAGUACAAGCCGGCAAAGUAUGGUCACUAUGUGUACCCCAUGUGGGCGGAUGCCGUGGGCUGGAUCGUAGGGCUACUGCCCGUGCUGGUCAUUUUCUUGGUGGCCUUCCAGGAGAUCUGGCGAGCACCCAAGAAUCUCAAUUUCCGGGAGCGCAUCAAGCACCUGCUGCAGCCCACCGCCGAGUGGGGGCCAGCGGGAAGACCCUGUGUCAAUCUACACGCCGAGCGUUACCAGAGCCAGAACUACGACGGGGUGACCAACACCCAGAUCCUCAUCGAAGACGAUGCCUCGCCGAAGCUAAAGGCGAACAAGAAGGAAAAGCAACUGACUCUCGAUGUGGACGUGGAUGUUGAGUGCCUGCCACUGGCAACUGUGGGCAAGCGACCAGGUCCAGCUAAAACCAUAGGAAAGCAAAGCAGCAGCAGCAACCUCCAGACAACUGCCAAGAAUGGCACUCACAAGUCGCCAACCGAAAUCAGUCCCAGCAAGCAGCCACUUAUUUCGGCUGAAAAGGAAAAUAAGUCAGCUACCACAAAGGUCCUGGCUGCAGGAACACAGAGCAGUGGACGUGAGUGUACCUCAAUGUCCACAUUUGCUGGUGGCGGGGAGAAGAAUCCAACGAAAGUCAAUUCAGCGACCGCGGCAACAACUAUUGCAGCUACGCUGGCAAACAGCAACAGCACCACGACGACAGCACCACUUGCUGCUGCUGCUGGUGCCAUUAAAUCAUCUCCACCAGCCUGUGUUACGCCCACAACUUUAGUCAGUGUUGCUACAGGAGCUACAGUUGCUGCUGGGGCGAAUGGCAAAACUUCAGUUGCCGCUGGCAAAGCUCCACUCAAAACGACAAUAUCAACUGGUGCUACUACUAUUGUUGCCGUUAAACCAUCGUCACUAGCCAGUGGUGCACCCACAACAGCAACAGUUGCUGCUGGAAAAUCACCAGCUGCACUUUCCCUAAAUGUUGCUACUGCAGCUAAUGUCUCGAAAAUGGACAACACUGCACCUCUUAAAACGACAAUAUCAACAAGUGUCGCAGCUACUUCGGGAGCCAUCAAAGCAUCAACACCAUCAAGUGUUGUAGCUAAAGCUUCGGUCAGCGUCUUGCCAGGAGCAGCACUUGCAGCUGGGACAUCAAAUGCUGCCAAUAAGACGGCUCCACCCAAAACGACAAUAUCAUCCGCUCCUGGUGUUGCAGCUGUUGUUACAACCAAAGACACGACACCAGCCAGUAUUGCGCCAGUAAAAAUAACACAAGCUGUAAAAACUACACCAGUUGCUGCUCCAUCGGCAAUUGUUGCUGCUGCGCUGCCAGGGAAGACCGCUGCCUCGGUGUCGAAAGCCAAUAUUGACUCUGGCACCAAGCCAACGGCUUCUUCAUCCACUUCUAAGUCGGAUGCCAAGCUAGUAACAGACACUGUGACCACAGCGGCAACAGUUAGUAUUAGUGUGACAAACGGAAAAGUAAUUCCGAGUGCAAGUGACUCGGCAGCAGCCAUUAAUAUCACAGCAAUUACACAGCCAGCAGUUAUCCAAAAAACGACAACAGCAGCAACAUCAAAGGCUACGACUGCAACGGCAAUAUCUCCAAAAACUGCCUCGAACACAAAGCCUCUAGCUACUUUAACAGCAAGUGCAAAGGUGGCAACAUCGGGUGAUAUGCCCAGCAGCAGGACAACGGAUAACUCUUCGGCAGUAAAGGCAGCGGCCAGCAGCAACAUCUCGGCAAAAUCUGCCAAAGCUGGCAAAACAAAACCAAACGAAACCAGCCCUACAAAGUCGACAGUGAAACCCAUAAGACCGGGCUCAACCAGCCCAACGAAAGCUCCAGCAUCUGCAGCUGGUGGGGUUAAGCCAGGAGCAACUGCUGCCAAGUCAGCAGUAACAUCUGCUACGACAUCGGCAACAGGCAGCGGUAAGAAGGCGGCAACAUCGACAGCAGGAACAUCAGGCAGCCAGGCCAAAACGAAAGGCAAUGCAUCCACGGGAGCUAAGAAGUAGGACGUCAUCCUAGAGAAUCCAAGGUAGGAUCUACUUAGGUCAAAGGAAAACGGUUGAACCCGCAGUUCCCAAUAUCGAAAACUAUUUUUAUAAGUAUAUAUAUAAACGUGUAUGUGUAUGUAUCUAACUAGCUAAGCAACCCACUUAAACUGUAAAUGUAAAGAGUUUAACUAGGCUAUUAUGUGAACGGACACAAACUAAAGUCAAAUAUUUUAUAGAUAUUUAAUUUGGAUUGGCAGGGCGAGAAGAGAGAAGAUAGAGGAGGAUCAAACCUUCAUGUUUCCUAUGCGAAAGUACCUAUUUAUCAGUCAUCACUGUGGGAUAGCUGUUCCUUAGUACCUAAUUUCAAGUUGAUGAAUCGAUGAGGAAUGCAGGACGAUGGCGGAAAGACUCGAUUGUAAUUACCGAAAAAGUUAACGUAGGAUUUAGGACAGAACUCCAGGUGUUUGUUUAUUGUUUGUUUUGUGUGUAUAUCCCUUUGGGGCCGCAGUAAUUUGGCGCCAAGUAAUUCGAGAGCAAUGUUCAAAGUGCAAUGGAAAACGUUGAGUUUUAAAAAUAUAUAAAUUUAUAUACAAAUAUACAAAGGUUAUAACUAAUCAAUUUAUACAAGUGAGAGAUCAUUUGAUUGGUUUUUUUACUGCAAAUAUUGUUAAGACUACUUUGGUGGGAAGGGGCAUCGGAGAGCGGAGGUAUUUUUCCGUUUUAUAAGUGCGUACAUUUGUUUAUAGAACCGUAUACAUCACCCGGAAAAACAUGAAACCUUAAUCUGUAAAUGUAAAGUGUAUCUAUGUGCUCACUGUACUCUAUGUUUUCUGAGCUAACGAGAGACUCAUGUACCUAAAUGUUAAUCAAGUUGCAUCAAAUCCCUAUUUGUGUGCAUUUGUAUAGUUAAGACAAAUAUUUAGAAAUGUUUUAUGUGCGUGGAGUAGAUUGAAACUAAGGCAAAUAAGGACAAAAAUGCUCACAAGAAAAUCAGAAAAAAAAACAAUAAUAACUAGUACAUUUCUAGAAUUUAUAUAACCAUUGUUGUGUAUUCAUGUUGAAAGUAAAUUAUAUAAAUAUAUAAAAAUAUACAAAAAUAGAAACAACUAGAAUAUUCGUAAAUGUUUAUAUGUGUUUGUACCUGUAGUUAGUUGGGAAAAUUGAAACACCACGUAUUCAGAAACGAUCUAAUCUGAAGGAUUAUUAGUUUUGCUGUUCAGUUUAUUUCGAUUAUCGAUGAAUUAUUGCAAAUUUUAAUUAAAAACCCUUAAAAUGUGUGAUAAAUUAUUUGCUCUGGCUCAAAGUAAUUUUCAAUUUGUGUCAAACAUACUUUAGGCAUAAGUGAAAAACUUGGAAACAGGAAUAUAUAUUAGUAUGCGAAUUGAAAUUGUUGUAAUUUGAGUUUGUUGUUGUUGUUUGUUUAGCGCAGUAGCUGUGACACAAGCCUACAUACAUAUGUACCUAGACCCUAGAAACUUAAAUCAAACGUAUAACAUUAUCUGCACUCAAUUAGUUAAUCUUACUAAGAGUUUGGGUUUAAAAAAUUCAACCAUUUUAGAAAUCUUUAACAAUUUUUAAACGUUUCAAGAUGAUUGACUUUUUGAGUGCAUAAUAAUGAAAUAUAAUGAAAUACGCCAUCGAUGUUGCAUGUUGUUUAGUUGAACUGGAUGUGUACCUGUAAAAUGAAAAUGGCAAAGUAAUCUAAGCAGAAUUAUCAAAUAUAUUAGGUAAGAAAUUAUAUACCGGCUGUUCGAAAAGAUAUAAAUUAAUAACAACACAUGUAAUGCCGCAAUUUUGCUCAAACCUAACUUAAGUCGCAAGUAAAAACACAGAAAUCUAAACUGUCAAUUCAGACAAGAUAUUUAUAAUUUUAAAGUAUGAAAAACUACUCAAUUGGCAUACAAAAUAGUCAAAUAAGAAGAGUUUACUUUAAACAUUGAACAGAGGAGCUUCAAAUUUUAUAUGAAACUUUGGGAUGCCAACGGAAUAGAUCAAAAUGUUUAAAUAAAACUCCAAGGAACUAAUUAAACAAUCGCAAUUCAUAUCCCCUUAAAUCAAUAACUGAAAACCAAAAUAAAGCCCAUCAACCGGAAAACCCACCAGCUACAUGAUCAAUAAAAAAUACUUGUAUUACAAACCAGUCAAAUAUAUUUAAGCAGGAAAUCUAUUAAAUGUGUGCAUUUUAAGCGAAUAAAUAAUUAAGAUUAGAUAACUGAAGUCAGGAUUUAAGAAACCCUUUGGGUCCAACUGGAAAACAUUAAUAGUUUUUCCUGCACUUUCGGUAAACUAAAUUUAACAAAUUUCUGUUAAUUCAAAAUCAAAAGUUAUUCUCAGCGUUAUGUAAUCAGAAAAGUUAUUUUCAGACGGAUUCGAAAGGCAACACAGUAAUUAAUUGGAGUUAUGCAAAUCAAAAGGUCCCAGUCAAUUUCUUCAAACAAUUUUGAAAAGAGAAGCCGGGCUAACUAUACAAAAUAUCUUAUUAAAAUAGAUGUGUAACAUUUUUGCUGUUCUGGUAAUCAAAAAUAUAUGUUAUAUCAAAUUAAAGGUGUAAACAAAUAUUACACAUAUUCCACAGAUGCCAAUAACUAAACGAGUAAUCAUAAAUACUUACGUUAAAAUGUAUAUUUAAGCAGAGAAAAAAAUAUUCAUGAAUAAAUAUUUAUGGGUUUUAACA
Drosophila eugracilis is the source of this 6574-nucleotide messenger RNA. RefSeq lists its product as uncharacterized. Gene Ontology annotation, cellular component: membrane. Gene Ontology annotation, biological process: sodium ion transmembrane transport. NCBI's taxonomy places the organism in Eukaryota, Metazoa, Arthropoda, Insecta, Diptera, Drosophilidae. The coding region runs from base 247 to 3918 and encodes 1223 amino acids. The record is from RefSeq and is a predicted model, not a curated record. The transcript is spliced from 9 exons.